Messenger RNA from Lampris incognitus (smalleye Pacific opah), 4135 nucleotides. RefSeq names its product matrix metallopeptidase 15b (gene mmp15b). The coding region runs from base 543 to 2534 and encodes 663 amino acids. NCBI's taxonomy places the organism in Eukaryota, Metazoa, Chordata, Actinopteri, Lampriformes, Lampridae. The record is from RefSeq and is a predicted model, not a curated record. Gene Ontology annotation, molecular function: zinc ion binding; metalloendopeptidase activity. The transcript is spliced from 10 exons. Gene Ontology annotation, biological process: extracellular matrix organization; collagen catabolic process; proteolysis. Gene Ontology annotation, cellular component: extracellular matrix.
CGUUGUAAAUGCCUCACUAAACCCCGCUGGGCCGAAGUCAGGAGUAGUGGUUGACUAGUUAAGCGCACCUUCACGGUUAGUCAUUAGAGAAACACUUUGAUGUCGAUCAAAUGAGACAUUUGUGGGCUGAUAUGGGACACGCCCUCCACAGAUAACAGAGCACGCUACCUGGAGGAAUGUUAAGACAAGUUGGUCUGUCAAAAGAGGAGCCACACUUCAACGGGGAGUCUCCUGCGAGUCCCGGACGCGAAUGAGAAGAGAGGACGCCCGGACAUCCUUAGGUUAGGUUAGGGGGAGGGGGGGCAGUCUGUAAAAACGGACGCCAGGUGAAACGGAACUGUUUUCGUGGAGGGUAAUCUAUUGCGUAAAGGAGUGCGAUUUAUUAUUAUUAUUAUUAUUAUUUUAUAGUUCUAGAGACAAGGCAAUACGUUUGGUUUCAACAGACUACAAACACAAGUGUUCAAAAAGGGAGGGAGACUAGUUAAAGACGUCACACUCCUAAAGGCACGAGGCGCACUUGUUCCGUUUCCGAUUCGGUGAACAUGACCUCCUCGCGGGACAGCGGGUACUGGUUGCCGUGGAGACCCAUCGUCCUGCUGCUGUGCCUAAGUGCGGUGGGGACGCGCGGCGCUGAGGACGAGACUUUCAACGCCGAGUCAUGGCUGAGGAUGUAUGGCUAUCUUCCCCAAGCUAGCAGGCAAAUGUCAACCAUGCGCUCUGCCCAGAUCUUGUUGGGGGCCAUCAGCGACAUGCAGAGAUUUUAUGGUCUAGAGGUAACUGGACAGAUGGAUCAGCAAACCAUCAGUGCAAUGAAGCGACCCCGCUGUGGUGUUCCUGACAAGUUUGGAGGCCAGAUUAAAACCAAUGUGCGGCGGAAACGCUAUGCCCUCACAGGACACAAAUGGAACAAGAGCCAUCUCACCUACAGCAUCCAGAACUACACUCCAAAGAUUGGAGAAUACAACUCCUACGAGGCCAUUCGGCGGGCCUUUAAAGUCUGGGAGAAGGUCACGCCAUUGACCUUUGAUGAAAUCCCCUACCAGGAGAUCAAGUACGGCCGCCGCAAGGAGCCUGAUAUCAUGAUCUUCUUCGCUUCAGGUUUUCACGACGACAGCUCUCCGUUUGAUGGGGAGGGGGGCUUCCUGGCUCACGCCUAUUUUCCAGGUCCCGGAAUGGGAGGGGACACUCAUUUCGACUCUGACGAACCAUGGACCAUUGGCAACCAAAACAUGCAAGGUAAUGACCUCUUCUUGGUAGCAGUCCAUGAGCUGGGCCAUGCCCUGGGGCUAGAACAUUCCAACAACCCUUUGGCCAUCAUGGCUCCUUUCUACCAGUGGAUGGAAACAGAAGAUUUCCAACUGCCGGAAGAUGACAGGCGGGGCAUACAACAGAUUUAUGGUCAGCCAGACAGCGGCCCCACCCAGGCCCUGCCCACAGCAAUUCCCCGUCGACCAGAGCCUCGACCGCCACAGGUUCCACCUCGCAGUCCCGACCGGCCCAGAACCACUGAUAGACCAGACCACUAUGGACCCAACAUCUGUGAAGGAAACUUCGACACAGUUACCAUGCUCCGAGGAGAGAUGUUUGUCUUUAAGGGUCGUUGGUUCUGGCGGGUGCGACGGAACAGAGUUCUUGAUAACUACCCCAUGCCCAUUGGUCACUUCUGGAGGGGCCUACCAGGUGACAUAGAUGCAGCCUAUGAGAGGCACGACGGCAAAUUUGUCUUCUUUAAAGGGAACAGAUAUUGGCUUUUCCGGGAGGCAAAUCUGGAACCCGGCUACCCCCUGGAACUGGUCGACUAUGGCCGGGAUAUUCCCUAUGAUCGCAUAGACACAGCCAUCUGGUGGGAGCCCUCUGGCUACACCUAUUUCUUCCAAGGAGACUGGUACUGGCGUUUUGAUGAGCAGUCCCGUGCGGCAGACAGGGACUACCCUAAACAAAUCAGCGUGUGGGGCUCUUCAGUGCCUUCUGCCCCCAAGGGGGCCUUCCUCAGCGAUGACGGAGCUUAUACUUACUUUUACAAGGGCUCCAGGUACUGGAAGUUUGACAACCAUCGUAUGAAGAGUGAGCCAGGCUACCCCAAGUCCAUCCUGAGGGACUUCAUGGGCUGCAGUGUGGACUUGGAUCCAGACAGAGACCGAGACACUGACACCGACACAGGCCGCAAGUUCCCAGACAUCAGCAGACCACCCUUCAACCCUGACGCAGGCCGCGACAAGGACAAGGGCAAGGAUCGAGAUGGAAAGGACCGCAGUGGAACUGACAAAGAAGCUGGUAAAGAUGGUGAUGGUGGUGGCAGUGACAAUGGAGAAGACAAGCGUGAGGGCCGUGAAGAGGAAACCAAUGAGGUGGAUGUGGUGCUGAAAGUGGACGACAGUGAGGAGCGGACCAUGAACAUCCUAAUGGUGACCAUUCCACUCUUCCUGGUGCUGUGCAUCCUGGGAUUGAUCUACGCCAUCAUCAACACGCUGCAGAGGAAAGGGGCACCGCGGCUGCUGGUGCACUGCAAGCGUUCGCUGCAGGACUGGGUCUAACUGUGACUUUACAGACGCUGAACUUAGAAACUUAGAUGAACCUUAGAUGACCCUUACCCCCUUCCUCUCAUUACCCACCUGUUUUGAGUCUCUGUGCUCAAAACCCUCAACUUUAACUCAUAGAAUAUGUGGUAGUAGUUGCAUACAUGCAAAUACUGUAAUAACAUAGAUAACAUGCACACACAUAAAACAGAAUACACAAACACACUUACACAUAAUGGCAUACACUCAUGCAGGCUCUUAGAGGCAGUCAUAUUUCUGUAUGUACAUAUAUGGUGACAUACACACAAUUAUACACAUACAUAAGUAUACACACACACACACACACACACACACACACACACACGCACGCAGCAGCCUAACCUCCUCCCCUCCCCCAUGGUGCUCUACAAUGCGUUGACUGUAGUCUAUUUAUAUGAGAGAAGUUUGCACAUUGUUUUCUUUUUGUUUUUGUUAAGGUUCAUAUUGUGUGACUUAGUUGUUGUUUAUGUUAUUAUUAUUAUUAUUAUAAUAUUAGAGACCAGGGAGGUCAUUCUGUUCACUCCCUCUUCUCUCUGUUGCCUCUGUACCAUCCCUCCCCACAUUCACAGCAGGGGCUUUUUUUCCAGUUAGAUAUAUGACUAUUGCUAAUAUUGUCAGGGUUGCAACAAAAGAAAAUGUACAGAGUGAACAAAACAGAAAAGACAAACUGCCAGUCUCCCCCCAUUUUCUCAGGAUGGAAAUGCAGCCCUUUGCAGUAGAGUAUGUCAUGGUUGGGAUGUGAGAUGGUGCUAAAUUGGGUUUGUACACAGCGGCCAUUUCUCAUCUGUGACCCCAGUAGUGGAGGGAUGGUAUUUAUAAAUUGAACCAAGAAAGGCGGCUCGAAACCUUCCCACUUUAUGAUGCCUUGAGCCAGAACAUAACCCACUGAUGCUGGUUAAAACUGUGGAUUGUUAGAGUUGAGUUUAACACUCGUUUAACACUUAAACACUGCUCUGCUUUUAAAUUCAGAAACUAGUCUUUCUCUGUUUUCCUCCAUCCUGUACACAUGCCUAUACAAUUGAACAAUAGGGGGACCCUCCUUGUUUCCUCUCUUUUCCUUUCAUUCAAAGAACUUCCUGGGUGACAUGAUCUUCCAAGUAAUACUAUCACUAACAUUUAGUGUAUCCCAACAAAACUAAGCCUCUUAAAGCUAAAACCUUAACUGUAUGCUGUAGAGAAUGAGAAUGCAGAUAGUGUGUGUGAGAGAGAGAGAGACAGAGAUACAAAAUAAAAAUUUCUGAUUUCAAACUAGAUGCUUACCCCAUGUAACACUGCAAUGACUGGGGUGACUAGGUACCAUUCAUUAUAUCAUGUCCUUCUUUGUCAAGAGGCUUUAAAAUGACUUUCUUGAAGAGAAGAAACUUCAGUGUCUUGCUGUAAAGAAUUAAAAAGGCUGCAGAUGUAAGCAGUAGGCCGUGACCACUUCAGAGGGUGGACGGUGGCUCAAGUGAACACGGCCUGAGAUGUCCACCUAAUCCCCUUGAUUAAAAAAAAACAGCAGGUGUGUACAAAUGCUGUUAACCUCUGUGACCCCAUGCUAAGCUGUGCUCCCGGAGCCAAAACAAACCCUCUUUUAUCUC